Molecule: messenger RNA, 594 nt
Organism: Dovyalis caffra
Lineage: Eukaryota; Viridiplantae; Streptophyta; Magnoliopsida; Malpighiales; Salicaceae
Source: the annotation of a GenBank genome assembly
AUGAGCUGCAAUGGCUGUCGAAUUCUUCGAAAGGGAUGUAACGAGGAUUGUGUUCUCAGACAAUGCAUAGAAUGGAUAAAUAAUCCCCAAGCACAAGCUAAUGCCACCGUCUUUGUUGCCAAGUUCUUUGGCCGUGCCGGACUCAUGUCCUUCAUUUCCUCCGUGCCACAAAGCCAGCGUCCCUGCUGUGGGGAGAACAGUGAACCCAGUAAGUGGAGCAGUGGGGCUUCUCUGGACAGGCAACUGGCAUGUAUGCCAGAAGGCGGUGAUGACAGUGCUUCGCCGCGGGGCAGCAGAGCCGCUGCCAGAAUUGGAGGGGGAGUUUUAGGACCAGAAUUUGAUAAUGUUUCGGAAUGUGGUAGUUUUAGGCCGCCAAUAGAUCAUGUCGGUUCAGGAUCAAAAACAUUGAAGAGAAAGAGGGACGAUGAUGUGGCCAAAUGUGAACCGACGACUGAUCUUGAUCUUUGCUUGCUGUACCAGCGAGCGGAUACACCAUCAGAAGAGUCUGAAACCACAACAUUGGAGAGUGGUUCCGGGAACAAUUGCAGAUUUCAUGAGGGAGGUGAACCAAAGCUUUUGAGACUGUUUGGUUAA